Messenger RNA from Mesocricetus auratus (golden hamster), 3725 nucleotides. It is a transcript of the gene Tbx4, whose product is annotated as T-box transcription factor 4. Gene Ontology annotation, molecular function: RNA polymerase II cis-regulatory region sequence-specific DNA binding; DNA-binding transcription factor activity, RNA polymerase II-specific. NCBI's taxonomy places the organism in Eukaryota, Metazoa, Chordata, Mammalia, Rodentia, Cricetidae. The record is from RefSeq and is a predicted model, not a curated record. The transcript is spliced from 7 exons. Gene Ontology annotation, biological process: positive regulation of DNA-templated transcription; regulation of transcription by RNA polymerase II; angiogenesis. The coding region runs from base 866 to 2227 and encodes 453 amino acids. Gene Ontology annotation, cellular component: nucleus.
CUACCUCUGCCUCAGGAGUGCUGGGUUAAAGAUGUGCACCGCCACCACCCUGCUGAUUUUUUUCUUUCUUUGAGAAGGUUUUGGUAUGUAGUCUAGAUUGAUCUCUAACCAGAAAUCCUACUGCCUUAGCCCGACUGAGCCCUGGAAUUAUAGGUCAGGAUGAAUGACCACGCUGAUUUUAAAUGUGACUUGUAUAAUGUCGUGAUGAUAUCUGACCCAGGUGGUGCUAGGCAAGAGGUCUACACCUAGGCACCAUCUCCAGCCCUCAUUUGUGGCGAGUCAGCUGGGGGGACUCGAGGCACCCUAUGGGGGAGGGGGUGCUCUGCUUAAGUAGGAGCAGAGGGAUCUGUGCUUCUGCAGGUUUGUAUGGAGGUGCCGAGGGCCCUGGGGAAGCUCUUCUCAAAGUUCCAUUAGGGUCCUGGAUGGUUUCACCAUGGGCUACAGGCACUGGAAGACUCAUUUUUGUUGGGUCCAUUUUCAUAGAAAUAGGCCAUACCACGGUCUUGUGGGAGGUGGAACAGAGCAGGGGCUGGAGGAAAUAGUAAUGUUAUCCUCACUUGAGAGGUAGGGAAACUGAGGCACAGGAGAUCCAGGCAGGUGGCCCGAGGCUUAGCUGGUUAGUGGUGGGCCUGGCUGCCAUCAGUGGCAGACUGAUUCCAGCUUCCAUGUUUUCGCCCACGAGGCUUCUCCCCUUACUUCCUGGAUUCCUGGAUUCUGUAUGGCCUGCGUGAAGGAUCCUCCAUGAGAAAUUCCCCUGCAGCAUACACAGGAAGAACCAGGCUCAGCAGGCUUGUCCCUGAGUUCUCUUUCCUGUGAGAAAGGCAUCUUAUGGCUGUGGGAGCAGCUGACAGUGGCUUCCAGGAGGAUGUUUCCCAGCUACAAGGUAAAAGUCACAGGCAUGAACCCCAAGACCAAGUACAUCCUGCUCAUUGACAUCGUCCCAGCUGACGACCAUCGCUACAAGUUCUGUGACAACAAAUGGAUGGUUGCAGGGAAGGCUGAGCCAGCCAUGCCAGGAAGGCUUUAUGUCCACCCAGACUCUCCCGCCACCGGGGCCCACUGGAUGCGGCAGCUGGUCUCUUUCCAGAAGCUGAAGCUGACAAACAACCACCUGGACCCCUUUGGCCAUAUCAUCCUCAACUCUAUGCAUAAGUACCAGCCACGGCUGCACAUCGUUAAGGCAGAUGAGAACAAUGCUUUUGGCUCAAAAAACACAGCCUUUUGCACCCAUGUGUUCCCAGAGACCUCCUUCAUCUCCGUGACCUCCUAUCAGAACCACAAGAUUACACAGCUGAAAAUUGAGAACAACCCCUUUGCCAAGGGAUUCCGGGGCAGUGAUGACAGUGACCUGCGUGUGGCCCGGUUGCAGAGCAAGGAGUAUCCGGUGAUCUCCAAAAGCAUCAUGAGGCAGAGGCUCGUCUCCAGCCAGCUGUCGGCUAAGCCAGAUGUCAGCCCCCUGCACAGCGCACACCAGGCCCUGCAGCACUACCAGUAUGAGAAUGGGGCCCACAUGCAGUUUGCUGCUGCAGAGCCCCAGGACCUGCCCCUCAACACCUUCUCAACGCAGAGGGACUCCAGCCUCUUCUACCACUGCCUGAAGCGCAGAGCAGACAGUGCCCGCCACCUGGACUUACCCUGCAAGCGAUCAUAUCUGGAGACUCCCUCUUCGGUGGGAGACGAUCACUAUUUCCGCUCACCCCCUCCCUACGACCAGCAGAUGCUGAGCCCUUCCUAUUGCAGUGAGGUGACCCCCAGAGAGGCCUGCAUGUACUCCAGUUCAGGGCCUGAGAUUGCGGGGGUGUCUGCCGUGGAUGACUUGCCCCCACCCCCACUGAGCUGUAACAUGUGGACGUCGGUAUCACCGUACACCAGUUACAGUGUUCAAACCAUGGAGACAGUGCCUUACCAGCCCUUCCCCACGCACUUCACCACCACCACGAUGAUGCCUCGGCUGCCCACCAUCUCUGCCCAGAGUGCCCAGCCGCCAGGAAAUGCCCACUUCAGUGUGUACAACCAGCUGUCCCAGUCUCAGGUCCGAGAGCGGGGGCCGUCUGCUUCCUUCCCUAGAGAGCGUGGCCUCCCUGCAGUGUGUGAGAGGAAGCCGCCCUCACCACACCUGAACGCUGCCAAUGAGUUCCUCUACUCACAGAGCUUCUCCCUGACCCGAGAGUCAUCCUUACAGUACCAUUCAGGAGUGGGGGCUGUGGAGAACUGGACUGAUGGAUGACGUAACUGCUGUACCCUUCACAGCCCCAGGACCAUGUCAAUCCAGUAUUAACCUCUGUGGAUGGCUGGCACUGCCAAGAAACGUGGGAAGGUAUUUCAGAAGGUGUGCAUGUGUGUGUGUGUGUGUGUGCGCGCGCGUGUGUGCAUGUGUGUGUGGGUGUGUGUACACAUAUGUCUGCACGCGCGCAGGCGUGCACAUGCUUGUGCUUCUACAUGCAUGUAUGUGGUUGGAGAGCAUCUAUCUUCUGACAUGCAGCUAAGGCCAAGACAAGAAAAAAAUACAGUUAUCUAAGAAGUAAUUUUGGCUUCCGGGGCCAAGUCCACUGCUACCUGGCAUCUCUUGACACGCCCUGGGUGGGAUAGAAGUGGGGGGCUCAUGAGUUAUCUAGAGGCUUCUGAAAUAUACUCUGAUUUUACUCAGGGGCCAGCUGAGGUCUCUGGCACAAGGAGGGCCAUUCUUUGCUGGGGGUAUCUGUGCUUACUUAGAGUUCUUGGCCUUCCACCUGCAGGGGGAGCUACCCACCACUCCUGGGAACCCCCCCCCCUUUGCUUGUGGAGAUUGUAUGAGACUACCUGAGCUUUAGAGUGCUGUGACAGUAGGGUUGGGCAAACAUCAGCCUGGACUUGGAUUUUGAAGCUCCAGGGUCUGAGGCAUGCCUUUCAGACAGGGUCAUGUGCUAAAUGUCACCUCAUGGUGCUUGCUCCUCAGAGAGGAGGGAAAAUGCACCAGUAGUAUUUCUGUAAUCAUUCAAGUUUCAUCAUAAUAAAGUACAGAGCUCCUCCCCCCAGUCCCAGCAUGUGGCCCCUCAGCCUGCUAGAUACCAUCUGCAUCCUAUGAUGGGCAGGCAAACACACCUCACCUGGCAACAUCCCGUGGAGGUCUCACCUGAACUGAUGUUACACGUCUGCUGGACCCAUUCUGCUCCCAGAAAAUCUACAUCCUUGGAACAAGAAAGCUGGCAGAAGGAAACGGGCAGCUGAGAAAAAAACUUAGGCGUUCCAGCUCAGAGGAGCCGAUAGUUCUUUCAGAGUGGGCAACGAGGAGAGCACACACUCAGUCCAUUAGCAUCGGACAUCACCAGAGUGUCAGGGUGGCUGGUGUGAACACUCAGUCAGAAUCUGGAAAUCACUAAACUCUUUGCAUGCUGGAUAGCUAUUUAAAUAUUAUAUAAAUAAAUAUAUAAAUAAAUAUAUCUAUAUCUCACAAAUGCGGGCCACAUGUCUAAUUCAGCUUUGCUUCUUAUGAAUAAACUUACCAAAAAUGAAUGCUGGAGGCAGUAUUUGGAAAGACAGCUAUUUAAAUUUUUAUUACAUUUGAUGUUAUCUAAGAAUGGUUUAGAUAUAACAUAUAUAUAUAUUAUAAAUGCACACACUACAGAUAAAGCUUUAUUAGAAAACACAUUAGCUGACAGUUGGUAUGAAACUUCCAAGUGUUUUGGUAUGUAGCAUGGACAUUUUAAUUUGCAUAUUGGAACAUAAAGUCAUCUUGCAACUGUGAA